AAUCCGCUUUCUUCUUAUUUAUAUGCAUAUCUGUUCUCACUCCUUUCUAAGCAUUCUACACUCACAAUUUCUAGAAAUGGGGGUUUUCAUUGUUGCUGCUAUCUUCUUCAUGCAAAUCUAUAUCACCGGAGCCAAGGUUCCGGCGGUAAUUGUGUUCGGAGAUUCCUCUGUAGAUGCCGGAAACAACAAUCAACUUCAAACGGUUUUGAAGAGCAAUUUCCGGCCUUACGGACGUGAUUUCUUCGGUGGAAAGGCUACCGGAAGAUUUUCCAAUGGACGUGUUCCGCCUGAUUUUAUAUCGGAGUCGUAUGGUCUGCGGCCGUAUGUGCCGGCGUACUUGGAUCCGGCGUAUAACAUAUCGGAUUUUGCCACCGGCGUUUGUUUUGCUUCUGCUGGCACAGGUUACGACAAUGCUACUUCCGAUGUGCUUUCAGUGAUACCUCUAUGGAGGGAGGUAGAGUACUACAAGGACUACCAAUCAAAACUUCGAGCCCAUUUAGGCGCUGAAAAAGCCAACAUUGUUAUAUCCGAAGCAGUGUACCUUAUAAGCAUGGGUACAAAUGACUUCCUUGAGAACUACUAUACGCUUCCCAACCGAAAAUCCCAAUACAAUGUUACUCAAUAUCAAAAUUUCCUUGCCACGAUUGCCGAGUGGCUCAUAAAAGACCUUUAUGCCCUCGGUGCUAGAAAAAUUUCCCUGGGAGGCCUUCCUCCCAUGGGUUGUUUGCCAUUAGAGCGAACAACCAGCUUUUUUGCAGGAAAUGGAGAUACAUGUAAGGAUGAGUAUAACAAGGUGGCGUUGGUGUUUAAUGAGAAGUUGAAUGAGUUGGUGGAGAGGUUGAAUGAUGAGCUUUCUGGGGCUAAAAUCGUCUUUUCCAAUCCGUAUGCCAUUUUUCAACAAAUUGUUCGAAAACCAUCCACUUUUGGAUUUGAGACAGCAGCUGUGGCAUGUUGUGCGACAGGAUUCUUCGAGAUGGGAUAUAUGUGUGAUCAGUACAAUCCUUUUACGUGUUCGGAUGCCAGCAAAUUUGUAUUUUGGGAUUCUUUUCAUCCAACUGAAAAAACCAAUCGUAUUAUCUCCCAACAUUUGUUUAAAACUGUUCUUUCUAAAUUCUCUUCGUAACUUUUGGUUAUAUAUAAAUAAAAAACCAGAAAGGAAGAUAUGAAUUUGGAAUUUGUGUGGUAUGUUCUAUUAUUUAUACUUGUUGUAUUUCGAAUCAGAGGUUAUGUAUGAUGUAUAAAGAGGUUAUAUGUUGUUGAUUUUGUAUUGUUUCCUUCGGUCUUGGUUAUGUAUGAUGUAUAAAUAUGCAUGCUAUAUUGCUAUGUGAGGUGGGGUUUGAUCGGGAUAAGUGAACAAAACUAUCUAUGGAAGGGAAAUAAUCUUACCUAGUGUGCAAUUACAAGGUGAGAAAAAACAAACAUAUGCAAUGUUGGUAGAAAGGAAAAAACUUUGAAGGAUGGAACUAAUAGUGGUAUGCAAGAAGGAAAUAAGAUUACACUGGAGGAAAAAGACUUGUUAGUGGUACCAGAUUCUUCUUGUCUUGUGUUGGGAAGUGUUAGAGAGGUUUGUAAGAUAGGUAAACUUUGUAAGGUGUGUAGUAAGUAAUGUUUUCUUGCUAUUGAGAUAAAACUAUGUUGGAGGUUCUUGGGUUUGGAUGGAA
Messenger RNA from Lactuca virosa, 1661 nucleotides. The record is from the annotation of a GenBank genome assembly. Lineage: Eukaryota; Viridiplantae; Streptophyta; Magnoliopsida; Asterales; Asteraceae.